This is a messenger RNA of Microthlaspi erraticum, 1347 nucleotides long. The record is from the annotation of a GenBank genome assembly. NCBI's taxonomy places the organism in Eukaryota, Viridiplantae, Streptophyta, Magnoliopsida, Brassicales, Brassicaceae.
AUGGACGGCGGUAACCCCGGGAACAGUAACAACAACUUAGAAGGUGGUUCCGGAGACCGUUUAUCGGCCGAGUCCUUGCCGUUAAUCGACUUGCGCCUCUUGUCCCAGUCUGAUUUGCGCGCGCUCUCUAACUGCUCUUCGCUCUCUCCCUCUUCUUCGGCGUCUCUCGCUGCUUCCGCAGGUGGAGACGACGAUUUGACGCCAAAGAUCGAUCGCUCCGUCUUCAAUGAGUCCGCCGGCAGCCGGAAACAGACAUUUCAACGUCUCCGCCUCGCGCGCCACCCUCCACCUCCCGGACCUCCGUCGCCGCAACGCCGAAGAGACGAUUCCUCAAGCGAGGAAAAAUCGCAAGUCGCGUCGGUUCUUAGAUCUCUGUUCUCCGUCGAUUCGAUCGAAACGAAAGCGGAAGAAGACGAAGGAGCCGAAGAAAACGAAGGCCAGCGGCUGUUUCCCGCUCCGAUCCAUAACAACGGAAAUGUGUAUCGGAAUCCGUAUUUUGAUUCGAUUAAGAACCUUCUGGCUCAGGGAAUCUCCGAUAACGAAACGAAGAGGAAGCGAGGGAGGCCGAGGAAGAUUCAGAACCCUAGCGACGAGUUGAUUAACGAAGAGACGGAUGUUUUUGAUGAUUCUUUAACGGAGAGUAGAUAUGAUGAUUCAGGAAUCUCCAUGGACUCGAAUUCAGGCAAGAGAAAGAGAGGCCGUCCUCCAAGGAUUAGAGAUGGCUUCAAUAGGGAGGAGCCAGUGAGCUUGGAGAACAGAGAAGGUACAAUGGUGGAUCUCACUGCAUUGGCUCAUAGUGCGGAGGAUCCAUACGGAGAGGAGCUGAGGAGGGUCACGGUGGGGUUGGAGACAAAGGAAGGGUUGUUAGGUUUCUUGGAACAAAUGAAUGGUGAAUGGGUGAAUACUGGGAAGAAGAAGAAAGUUGUGAAAGCUUGUGAUUUUGGGGGAUACUUGCCUAGAGGAUGGAGACUCAUGCUAUGUAUCAAAAGGAAAGGGAACAAUCAGUGGCUUGCUUGUCACAGAUACAUAAGUCCUGGUGGGAUGGAGUUUGCAACCUGCAAGGAAGUCUCCACAUAUCUGCAAUCUCUUGUUGAAUCCCAAAGCAAGAACCAGCUCAAUCCUAUGCUAUCUGACAACAAGACUGUAGAACAACCAGUGAUAGCUAAUGAAUCUCUACCACUAAGGAACCUUGAGAGUAACAAGAGCAGCAGUGACGUGUUUGAGGAAGCGAAAGGCAAAGAUGAUAAAGGGAUCCCUACAGCAGAAUUUAUGAAUGGAGACGACGAAGCAGACGAUGUGAAGAAAAAAGAUGAUAACAUGGAACAAAAUUGUUUUCCUCAUUUCUAG